Messenger RNA from Cuscuta campestris, 1306 nucleotides. The record is from the annotation of a GenBank genome assembly. Lineage: Eukaryota; Viridiplantae; Streptophyta; Magnoliopsida; Solanales; Convolvulaceae.
CAUGGGAAAGUAAGCAAGUUAAUGACCCUUGUCACUCUACAAAAAACGCAGGAUUGGAUUCGGAGUGCAAAACUAAAGAUGGCGGAAGCAGAAUCUUCUAGCCGGAGCCCCGAAAUCCGGAAGGACGGAAUCAACGACCGGUGGGUGAUAUUCUCACCGGCGAGAUCAAGACGGCCGUCAGACUUCAAGGCGAAAUCGAGCCCUAACUCUAACGACCGAUCGGAGUGCCCAUUCUGCAAGGGUCACGAGCACGAAUGCGCGCCCGAGAUAUUCCGCGUCCCAGCUGAUUCCUCCGCCGAUUGGGGAAUCAGAGUCAUCCAGAAUCUUUACCCGGCGCUCAACAGGGACUUGCGUUUCCAGGACGAGAAUCGCAACGAUUCAUUGGUCGGAGACGUCUCAGUGAGCGGAUUCGGGUUCCACGAUGUGGUGAUUGAGUCGCCGCUUCACUCCGUUCAUCUUAGUGAUCUUUUGCAGGCUCAGAUCAGGGAUGUUCUUCUGGCUUUCAAAACUAGGAUCGACCAGAUUCGCAUCAAUGGUUCCAUCAAAUAUGUUCAGGUCUUCAAAAACCAUGGGGCCUCGGCUGGAGCAUCCAUGAGUCAUUCUCACAGCCAGAUCAUUGCUCUUCCUAUUGUUCCUCCCACCGUUUCUGCACGUCUCAGCAGUAUGGAGGAAUAUUUCCAACAAACAGGGAGCUGUUCACUCUGCAAUGUUCGUGCUGAUGACCUUAUAAUCAGUGAAUCAGCCUAUUUCACAUCAAUGGUUCCAUUUGCUGCUAACUUUCCCUUUGAGAUAUGGAUUAUCCCUCGCGAUCACUCUGCCUAUUUUCAUGAACUGGACAGUGAGAAGGCAUUUGAUCUCGCGGGGCAGUUGAAACUGAUGCUCUUGAAGAUGUCCUCGCAGCUGAACAACCCACCAUUCAAUUUCAUGAUUCACACCUCUCCAUUCAAUUUCGAUCCUUCGUGUUUACCGAGCUGCCACUGGUAUCUCCAAAUAGUGCCCCAGCUAUCUGGGGUGGGAGGUUUCGAGUUAGGCACGGGAUGUUAUAUAAAUCCUGUCUUCCCAGAGGAUGCAACUAAAAUCCUGAGAGAAGCUAGUUUUUCAUUUGAAGUCACAAAAACAGAAAUGAAGGGCUGACACAUGCCCCGUUAAUCGAGUCUAAGAAAAAUGUUGAAAAAUAUAAUUUAAAAAAAAGUGCGGCCGAAAUUCUUCUAGAAGAUAGCCAUAACCUAUUUAUAUGUAUGAUCAUGAUCAACCCAACAUGUCCAUGUUGUUGUGAUCGAAGCUCAAAUUAAUAUGAGAUUGUCCU